UCCUGCAGACAUGAAGCUGCCUGGUGUGCUCCAGGAUUGGUACAGUGACAACUGUCUGUGCUGAAAUCGUCCUGAAAACUCAAACAGAAAGCUUCGGCAUCCAAGGGAAGCCAGAGGCAUUUGAGAGGGAAUAAAGCCAAAAGCCAAGAAUUUCACUGGCCAGUCCCUACCCACUCCGACAAGAAGUCGUUGCUCACAGGCAGACAGCAUGGCUAGCAAACGGAAAUCGACAACUCCGUGCAUGGUUCGGACGUCCCAAGUCGUAGAGCAAGAUGUGCCGGAGGGGACAGACAGGGCCAAAGACAGAGGAAUGGGCAUGCCACAAUCCGAUGUGGGCAAGGACAGCUGGGCAGCAGAACCUGAAAUCUCGUCCAAAGACAACGAAGUGAUAGAGGUAAAAUCUGUGGGGGAAAGCCAGUCCAAAAAGCUCCAGGGUGGUUAUGAGUGCAAAUACUGCCCUUAUUCCACACAGAAUCUGAACGAGUUCACAGAACACGUAGACAUGCAGCACCCCAAUGUGAUUCUCAACCCCCUGUAUGUGUGUGCCGAAUGUAACUUCACAACCAAAAAGUAUGACUCCUUGUCUGACCACAACUCCAAGUUCCAUCCGGGAGAGACCAAUUUCAAACUGAAAUUGAUCAAACGCAAUAACCAAACCGUCUUGGAACAGUCCAUUGAAACCACCAACCAUGUUGCGUCCUCCGCUGCCAGUGCUCCCGGAAGUGGUGACAAUGACCCUGGGGUCUCCGUGGGUAAAAUCCCCGUGACAAAGACAGGAAAACCCAAGGCAGAUGCCAAGAAAGUGCCCAAGAAGCCUGAUGAGGCUGCCCCCGAAAACCACAUGGAAGGGACUGCCCGCCUGGUGACAGAUACAGCUGAGAUCCUGUCCAGACUUGGAAGCGUGGAGCUCCUUCAAGAUUCGCUGGGACACGUCAUGCCUUCUGUACAGCUGCCACCAAAUAUCAACCUUGUCCCCAAGGUCCCCGUCCCUCUGAAUACUACCAAAUACAACUCCGCCCUGGACACAAAUGCCACCAUGAUCAAUUCCUUCAACAAGUUCCCUUACCCAACCCAGGCUGAGCUCUCCUGGCUAACAGCUGCCUCUAAACACCCAGAGGAGCACAUCAGGAUCUGGUUUGCCACCCAGCGCUUAAAACAUGGCAUCAGCUGGUCCCCAGAAGAGGUGGAGGAGGCCCGCAAGAAGAUGUUCAAUGGCACCAUUCAGUCCGUCCCCCCGACGAUCACUGUGCUUCCUGCCCAGCUGGCCCCCACAAAAAUGUCACAGCCCAUCCUCCAGACAGCUCUGCCGUGCCAGAUCCUAGGCCAGCCCAGCCUGGUGUUGACUCAAGUGACAAGCGGGUCAACGACCGUCUCUUGCUCCCCCAUCACACUUGCCGUGGCUGGAGUGACCAACCAUGGCCAGAAGAGACCCCUGGUGACUCCUCAGGCUGCCCCUGAGCCCAAGCGUCCACACAUCGCCCAGGUGCCGGAACCUCCACCCAAGGUGGCCAACACCCCGCUCACCCCCGCUAGCGACCGCAAGAAGACCAAGUUGCAGAUUGCGCACCUCAAGGCGAGCUUUUUACAGAGCCAGUUCCCUGACGACGCCGAGGUUUACCGGCUCAUCGAAGUGACAGGCCUGGCCAGGAGCGAAAUCAAAAAGUGGUUCAGUGACCACCGGUACCGAUGUCAGAGGGGCAUUGUACACAUCACCAGCGAGUCCCUUGCCAAAGACCAGAUGGCCAUCGCAGGCACCCGGCACGGUCGCACCUAUCACGUCUACCCAGACUUUGCCCCCCAGAAGUUCAAAGAGAAAAGCCAGGGACAGUUGAAAGUCCUGGAAGACAGCUUUCUGAAAAGCUCCUUCCCGACCCAGGCGGAAGUAGAGCGGCUGCGGGUGGAGACCAAGCUCAGCAGGAGGGAAAUCCACUCCUGGUUCUCAGAGAGACGCAGGCUCCGAGACAGCAUGGAGCAGGCCGUCUUGGAUUCCAUGGGACCUGGCAAAAAAGGCUCGGAUGUGGUAGCCCCCAAUGGUGCUCUGUCGCGACUUGAACAGCUCUCUGGUGCCCAGUUAGCUGGUCCCUUGCCCAGCUCUUCAUCAGCAAUUAUACAGAAUCAAGAACAGGUUCACCUGCUAAGGAGCACUUUCGCCAGAACCCAGUGGCCCACUCCUCAGGAGUAUGACCAGUUAGCGGCCAAGACCGGGCUGGUCCGAACUGAGAUUGUGCGCUGGUUCAAGGAGAACAGAUGCUUACUGAAAACUGGAAGCUUGAGUUGGCUGGAGCAGUACCAACAGCAUCACCUGCCGGAUGAUCACGGCCACGAUGCAGUAUCAAGGAAAGCCGGAAAACAAGUUGCUGAGAGCCCAAAGAACGGAAGCCAAGUGGCUCAACACUAUGCCAAGGACCCCAAAGCGUUCUGCGAGGAGGACUCCGGCAAGCUGGUCCCCAGGGUGAAAGUGGGCGGCGAGCAAGCCAAGGACUGUUUGGCAGCCAAGCCCUCAGAGGCCCCCUCAGACAGAUCAGAGGGCAGCAGCAGAGAUGGCCAGGGCAGUGAGGAAAACGAGGAGUCGGGCAUCGUAGACUUUGUGGAGGUGACAGUUGGAGAAGAGGAUGCCAUCUCAGAGAAAUGGGACAGCUGGAGUCAGAGAGUAGCGGAAGGCACAGCGGACAGGCCCGACUCCGACUCCGACAGCGCCCCCGCGGAGGCCGGCCAUGCCUAGACAGGUAAUUCUGUCUGUUUACUCCAGAGGAUGGG
Messenger RNA from Cricetulus griseus (Chinese hamster), 2757 nucleotides. NCBI's taxonomy places the organism in Eukaryota, Metazoa, Chordata, Mammalia, Rodentia, Cricetidae. The record is from RefSeq and is a predicted model, not a curated record.